Molecule: messenger RNA, 1922 nt
Organism: Aspergillus wentii DTO 134E9
Lineage: Eukaryota; Fungi; Ascomycota; Eurotiomycetes; Eurotiales; Aspergillaceae
Product: F-box protein
Exons: 2
Coding region: 284-1696 (470 amino acids)
Molecular function (GO): protein binding
Source: RefSeq, a predicted model, not a curated record
ACCACCGAUCGCACAUCAUUCCAAGCCCUCCACUUCAAGCAAGCAUUUCUACACUCGACAAACUAUUCAUUAUUAUUCCUCUGCAUCAUCUCAAGACUCUAAAAGCCCAAGACGGUAUCAUUUCUGUCGUUAUUCUCUCCAAUGCUUUCGCCUGUCUGGCGGUGAUGUCAUGUCAUCUGUUCUCUCCUCUUGUUGCCAACCCAUCCCCUCAUCUCUCCUCGUGUCCAUCACAUUCCCCACGUCUUAACCUGUGAGCAGGUUGUCUGCUGCCGUUAUUGAAAUAAUGGAUCUUGAUUCAAACGGCAAUGCCUUGCCAUCCUUUCAUCCUAUCGAGGGGGGCUCAUCACCACCAUACCAGACCUCGAGCGAUCCGCUGCAUCACCAACCCCACCAGAUCGAUACGGCCCCUCGGACUUCCGAAUCCUUCCUCGUGCAGCUUCCCCCAGAGUUGCUCCAAGCAAUCCUUUCUUAUUUCUCCGCAUUUGAUCUCGCCCGGGUGUCGGCUACAUGUCGCAUCCUCGCCGAGCACGGUUCCAACGAUCUGCUGUGGGCCAGCCUGGUCAACGCACACCUACCCUUCAGAAUCCACGACCCCGGUCCAUUCAACUCUUUCCGUUCUCUCUAUGCUGCUCACCACCCCUACUGGUUCAUUCCGCGGAACAAGAUCUGGUUUUCUGAUACGGAACAUACGGGCAAUUUGAUACUGGCACGGUACGAUAACCGGAGAGGCGUCAUCGAGGCUUAUCGUGUCGUUGCCGAACGGCAAUCCCAUGAGUUUCAAAUCUGGGAUCAGAAUCCUGAUGUCAUCAUCAAUACCUUCCAUCCCAAGGCCAGCCUCUGGUUGGAUGACCCGGUUCUGCUUUUGAAGAACCACAACUCGUCUGGGGCGCCGGAUCGGUUGCGAUAUGUGUAUGGGGAAACCCGCAUGCCCAUGGCGGCUCUAGAGUCACAGCAUGUGUUCAAUUCGUUCUCGUUCUGUUCCAACGAGACGCCAUCGGACCUGGCCCUGACCGCAGAGCAACAGUGGCCGCCUCUGACGAUUCCCAGUCGCCAUCGAGUUUAUCGUGAUGUGGAUGGCGGCAGGUCGGAAUUGGAUAGGCCUCCCCGGAGUCUCGCACAGAUGUCCGAGUCGGCUUUUCGGAUCAGGCGAUGGGCGCAGAUGGGCAUGCCUAUCUUCAUGGCGGACGGUACAGAGGCGUUGUCUACGUAUGCAACUCUCGAUCCAGAAUUAUAUACGCCAACAAAGGAGAAGCCUUACCAAGGCAUAUGGGUCGGAGAUUAUUCGGCCCAUGGUUGUGAAUUUAUGCUUUUCAUGCAACGUGACCCUGAACCAGGUUCAAUCCAAUCCCACGAGGCUGGCGAGUCUGAAAAUGAUGAUGAAGAAGUUGUACCGCGGGGUAGUCUAGAGGCGAUUAAGCUCACCGGGGAUCCGAAUGUGCCCCGUGGUCAGAUAUCCUUUGUCGCUCAGGAUAUUGGACCAGGUGGCCUUGUUCGUGUGGCGGAUGAAGCCCUCUUUCAGGGAGCACGAAUGGUGCGUAGUCAAGGCCAUGUCGCAGGCCUUGGUUUCAGAGAUGACACCUUUAUAGAUUCUCAGCUCAUACUCAUAUCAACUGACUGUGUGGCUCAUUACUGGGAAGCCAUGGGCCAUAUUUCAUAUUUACGCCGUGUUGACAUUGACGCCCUCCUCCAGAGCUGAUAUUGACUGCACCUUUUUACUGGCGUCGACAAUUUCGUUUUGCAAACUGUUCUGGUACUGGUCCCCAUUAAUCUUCGCAUGUUUUGCAUUGGACUAUUCAUUUUAUGAAGAGAGAUGACGUCGGAACUUAAUGAUUGAAUGAAUGGAUGAUAUAGCUUAUGGGUGGCGGUGGGGUGUUAUCAGUCCCCUCGCUGAAGAGACGGAGUUGCAUUUUCAUAUAUUUGAU